CCUGCCAACUGCCGGAUCGCUUUCACGACAGGAUGUCGGUUCCUUACUGCCGUAAACUGGAACAGCUUCGGACAGGGCGGAUGGUUGUGUGUUGUCAGUGAUGAGCUGUAGGUGCCUAACUGUCUUUUCGUUUGUUGGAAAAUUAUCGAGAACAAGAAUAUUUCAUAGUACCCGGGUAAAGGAAACUGGAGGGGACAAAUACGUGGUGUUGGGAGGAAGGUGCUGUCCAGUUUCGAGCAGUGCUGCUGAUCAAAGUGACAAUGGUACCGAGAUUUCAAGUUUCCAACCUCCUGCAGAGUCGCACCAUGACUGGGUUGGCCCUCCAGAUAGAUUUUCAAACCUAAGACCUAUGAAGUAUUAUACGCCAAAGCUUGAAUCCAAACUGGAGCAGGAGCUGAGGAAAUUAAGGGUGGACACACAAGACUGGAAUCAGAACUUUUGGUUGAAUCAGAACAUAACUUUCAACAAGGAGAAAGAGAAGUUCAUACAGUCCCGCUUAAAGGCAAAAGGAAUCGGUUUAAGAGAUGAGGAAGGGAGAAAAAAUACUCUCAGUGCAGAAGAGAUGGCUGAAUUUUAUAAGGAAUUUCUUGAUAUAAAUUAUAAUAAACAUGUGAACUACAAUAAGGAAUGGUACAAACGUAAUUUUACUAUCACAUGGUUAAUGGGUCGAGUUGUGUUGCAGAAUGUCUGGAGGAAAUGGAGGAGGAGGAAGGAAGUCGAACAAUGAAGAUCCUGUUCUAUGAAAAGUUUAGUACGAUUUAAAUGCUUGGAAUUGAAACUUAACUUUGCCAUUAGGCUAUUAAAAUCUGGGCAUAUAUUUUUGCAUCUUGAAUUAAAUGUAUCCUAAGACAUACAUAAUUGUAAUCAGUUUUUGAUGUAUAUUCUGUGUUUAUCUUCUAAGAAUAUACAUGUUUGUUCAGUAGUGUUGGAUUCAAGUCCCACCUGUUCCAGGAGUGUGUAAUAACAUCUCCGAAUAAUUUCAUUAAAAAUGCUCUAAUAAUAUAAUAGCUAUUCAUAUGAGAUUACUGAUGAAGAGCCCAUUAAUUGAACAGCAACCAGAAAUUCUUUUUCAAUGAGAAAUGAAGAAAUUAUAGCAAAAAACUGGUAAUCAUCUCAGCAGAAACCAGCAACCUUAUUUAUUGAAAAGUCCAUAAUCCCUGUUAUUACUAAAAGAAUUAAGCCACUGCAUUGUGAAGUUGUAAACAUGAGUUUUUACUAUUCAGUAGAUUAUUCACCUAAUGUUAAAAUCAUAACCAAUUCCAAUCUUCCUAUCCACACACCUCCAUUUUCUGGCAAUUAUCACUGCAUAAAAAUUGCAAGUUGGAGGUCUCACUGGUUUCCCUCCUUCCUGCUAACCCUGUGUCUGAGGCACUGAAUCAAUUUGUUGAGAAGAUAAAUCCUCUAGUCUGAAUCACUUAUUAGCACAUUAUAUCAAGCAAUUUUCUCACAAGCCAUUUAAGGAGGGAGAUAGUUUUUUUUAUUAUCAACCACUCAAAUAAAAUUGGAGUUUUAUUUAUGGUAUUGUGUGUGUGUUGUACCGGAUAUUAUUGGAUUUGGAAUCUGGUACAUCUCAGAAAAUUUUUCAUCUUUGCAGUGUUUUCUCCACUUAGCCACGUCAUGUACUUUGUUAGGAGCAGAGAUAAGAAAAUUGAGAAAUUGAAACACUUGCUCCAUUGGCUUUGCUAUCAAUUACAAGAGAUUACAAUCUGACAAUUCGAACA
This is a messenger RNA of Stegostoma tigrinum, 1721 nucleotides long. RefSeq names its product cytochrome c oxidase assembly factor 8. The record is from RefSeq and is a predicted model, not a curated record. The transcript is spliced from 5 exons. Bases 101 to 727 code for a protein of 208 amino acids. Lineage: Eukaryota; Metazoa; Chordata; Chondrichthyes; Orectolobiformes; Stegostomatidae. Gene Ontology annotation, biological process: intrinsic apoptotic signaling pathway. Gene Ontology annotation, cellular component: mitochondrion.